Molecule: messenger RNA, 2319 nt
Organism: Aspergillus thermomutatus
Lineage: Eukaryota; Fungi; Ascomycota; Eurotiomycetes; Eurotiales; Aspergillaceae
Product: E3 ubiquitin-protein ligase RNF216
Exons: 3
Coding region: 1-2319 (772 amino acids)
Source: RefSeq, a predicted model, not a curated record
AUGGCGCAGGUCUCCACGGGCUCGGUUGCCGCAGAGGCCGAAGACGACUAUACCCUCGACAAUGACAGCAAAAGCGAAUCUGCUUUGGCAGAGUUUGGCGACGAUUCCUCCUGGGACUCCGAUGUACAGAACUAUGACUGGGACUCUGACUGGUCUGACGAGGACACCACUCCUGCCAGACCUGCGAAGAGGAGAGCCGUCAAUCUUGAUGAGAACGCCGAUUUCAUUGACUUGACUGACGAGCCAUUCCUUCCAGCACCAGGUACUAUGCCAACUCCAACAGCAGCUGCGCCUGCCACACUCAUGGCGGCUGUUCCCUGUCAAGACUCCCAUAAUACAGCCACAUUGUCGGCCCAGAUUAUGGAGCUCUUUCCAGGUAUCUGCCCCGAAUAUCUGAAAGAACUUCUGUCUCGUCAUGCGGGCAACUUGUCUCACGCCGAAGCGAAUGUGUCCUCUGAAAGUUUGCUGGCGAUCCAAAACACCAACAAGGAGCUGGUGAUCGAGGAAAUCCUGGCCAGCCCGUCAUAUCCCAAGCGCAAACAGCUGAAGAGAAAGAGAGAAGAGACAAAAGACGAUGACAAACAUAAGAAAUGGACAUCUAAAACACACGACGGGGAGUAUUGGUAUCAAGAAGCCGCGACAUAUUUACUCGGAGACAUGUUCCCCUUUGUACCGGAUUCUUACAUUCGCCAGAUGCUUAGGGAGAAGAAAAAUCUGUUUUCUGCUUGCGAAGCUCUGUCAGCUGCAGAAAAUGCGCCUGCACCCACUCGGCCGCCAUACGAGAAAUUGAAACGGGCAAGAGCCCGCAGACACAAGGAUAUACGCUUGGACAUAUACAAUCAUCCGGCCUAUGGAGAGUUGCAGAUGGAACUGAAAGAUGCCAAGCUAAAGCUUGCCAAAGAUGCCGAGGUCCUUCACGAUCAGAAAAGGCAAGAAGAGGCCGAGAGAAGAAAUCAAGAGCAGCACGCCCGAGCGGGGACGCUGGUAGAGUGCCAAUGCUGCUAUUCUGAUGUUCCUCCAAACAGAGCCAUGACAUGCGAAGGAGAGAAUGUUCAUUUUUUCUGCUUCUCCUGCAUCCGCAAGUCUGCAGAGACUCAGAUUGGCCUCAUGAAGUACCAGCUUCAAUGCUUUGACACUAGCGGUUGUCAGGCUAGCUUUCCUCGCUCCGACCUAAAGGAGGUGCUGGGAUCUUCGAUGAUGGCAAAAUUGGAUGCUCUCCAACAGCAAGACGAGAUCUCUCGGGCCAGGAUCGACGGUCUGGAAAGCUGCCCAUUCUGCGAAUUCAAGGCCAUCUGCCCACCAGUUGAAGAAGAUCGGGAGUUUCGUUGCUGCAACCCCUGCUGCGAGGUUGUCAGCUGCCGGUUAUGCAAGGAUGUCACCCACGUACCCAAAACUUGUGAAGAAGCGAAAAGAGAUAGGGGUAUCUCUGAGCGCCACCUAGUCGAAGAAGCCAUGAGUGACGCCCUGAUUCGCCAUUGCCCUCGAUGCAAAGUCAAAAUCGUCAAGGAGUUUGGCUGCAACAAAAUGACGUGCUCGAAUUGCGGGUGCUAUAUGUGUUAUGUGUGCAAGAAAGACAUCACUCACCAACAAUACGCUCAUUUCGGCUACGGUCCUAACGCUUGUACCGUCGAUGACGAUCCCACGCGUGACCAGAAAGCGGUCGAACAGGCACAGAGGAAGACGAUCGAGAAGAUUCGGGCAGAGAAUCCCGGUCUCACCCAUGAGGAACUUCAAGUGAAACUUCCGGAGGCGAAUAACACAAAUCAGAGAAGGGAUCGGGCGAGGCCUUACCGGGUCUAUCAUCGAGAUCCGCCCUUCAAUGCCCUUCUGCAAGCUCAGCGCCAAGCUCGGCUCGCAGCAAAUCCUCAGCGUCCCUUGGAGCAACCGAAUCCCUUCGCGCAGGUCUAUAACGAAUUUCAGGGAUUCUUGGAUGCUAUACAAUAUCCUCCACUUGGACAUUACGACGUGCCGAAUGCGAUUAACAACACCCCUCUGGCCGGCCAACCCCAUCAUCUUGGCGCUCCCGGUGAGCAUCGUGCUCAUGCCGGAGCAGGUUUGGCAGCCAACAUACCCGGUGCUGGACAACCGGCGGGAACUGGCCUACGCAAUGAUCCUUUCCUCGUUGACGAUCCCAUGCGACCGAAUCAGCCCGCUGGAUACGCUCCCUAUGCUCAAUACUUUCCAGCUCCGAUGCUUGCGCCUGGUCAGCGAGGCAUCAUGCCUCCUGCUCCGCAUCACCUGAACGCGGAUCCGUAUGGCAACCAAUACAUUGGACAGCAGCCGCUACCUGCUUACCAGGACGACUUCUUCCCUUUUUGA